CCUGACUCUCAUGUGUCUAACAAACAUGAAUAUAUUGAUAACCGAACUAGGUAUCUAUAUAUAACGUACCUACCUAGCUGUCGUUUGGUAAGGGAUAACCUUCAGAAGUUCAGGCUCAGUUCACCUUUCUAUAUAAAGAUAAUGAGCAUAUAUCCCAAAUCCAAGCAAUAGAAACGUGAAGUCAUCAACAAGCAUACCCACUCACACACAUACACACGCUUUCAAGUCACAUUCUACUCUACCCCUUUCCUACACAAUGAAGACCACUUCAUUCUUCUCCCCCCUAUCCACCAUCCUCCUCCUCGGAGCGAUCUAUCCAACUUAUGCCGCGGUCCUCCCUCGCGACGAUGCCUCCACGAUCACCAACUUCGGCAGGAUAGGAAUCUGCAUGUCCUACCUCGGGGCCGGUCCCUUAGACAAGGAGCUCGCUCCGUGCAAGACCUGGUGUCCCACGCAAAACGCGAACCAAGAUCCUAACGCCGUCGGAUGCCAAGGCCCCAACAUACCACAAGACCAACUCGACCCAAGCACAAUCGAAAAAGACGACGACGGGAACCUCUGGACAUCCGGCACCUGCGUGUGCGACCUACCGCUCGCCGGCGCGAUCAUCGACGUCGUCAUCCAGGGUCUAUCCAAGCUCGACAACGUCAUCUGCGCCGUGAUGCUCUCAGCGGUCGUCACCCUCGUCGAAGAAGGCAUCGACAAGGUUCCCGGCGGCUCAUCCGUCCAAGCAGUCCAGAAAGCCGUCGAAGGCGCCAAGACGUUUAUCGAGAACGGGCUUGAUGCCGUUUCGUUCUUUGGAGACUGGAUUGGCAAGAGCUGUGGCGUUUCGGAUUUUAAUUUCAAUCUGGACGAUAUCUUCGAUGGGUUAAGUGGAGAACCGGACUCCCUGGGUGAGAGUAAGGGGUGCUUUAAGGCAAACAAGAUGUGCACGAAGCCCUAGAUAUUUUGGGUUAAGUUUGGCGAUAUGGAUAGAUUUAUGGGAUUUCUGGGUAGAGCAUUGGUGGGGCAUGGUUCGGAAUUGGUUGCAUCUAGGGAUAGGAGCAUUUGAGGCAAGGCAUCUUUGGCAUAGGGACGGAGUUUAGCGAUACUGGGUGUGUUCAGUCGUUGCAUGUUUGAAUAUUUAGAUUAAAUAGGAGGAUACCUACCUAGGUAUUGAAACUACCAUGGGCCUUCAUAUGGGCCAUCUCAAUCGUUAUGUUGAUGACUUUAGG
This is a messenger RNA of Annulohypoxylon maeteangense, 1214 nucleotides long. RefSeq lists its product as uncharacterized. Bases 257 to 943 code for a protein of 228 amino acids. NCBI's taxonomy places the organism in Eukaryota, Fungi, Ascomycota, Sordariomycetes, Xylariales, Hypoxylaceae. The transcript has 2 exons. The record is from RefSeq and is a predicted model, not a curated record.